UUUUUCCUUUCCUUUUAGAAUAUGGUUUCUAGUUUUAGGGUUUCUGAGCUACAAGUGUUACUAGGCUUUGCUGGACGGAAUAAAAGUGGACGCAAGCAUGACCUCCUGAUGAGGGCGUUGCAUUUAUUGAAGAGCGGCUGCAGCCCUGCGGUUCAGAUUAAAAUUCGAGAAUUGUAUAGACGCCGAUACCCACGGACUCUUGAAGGACUUUCUGAUUUAUCCACAAUCAAAUCAUCGGUUUUCAGUUUGGAUGGUAGCUCUUCACCUGUAGAACCUGACCUGGCUGUGGCUGGAAUCCACACGUUGCCUUCCACUUCAGUUACACCUCACUCACCGUCCUCCCCUGUUGGUUCUGUGUUGCUUCAAGACACUAAGCCCACGUUUGAGAUGCAGCAGCCAUCUCCCCCAAUUCCUCCUGUCCAUCCUGAUGUGCAGUUAAAAAACUUGCCCUUUUAUGAUGUUCUUGAUGUUCUCAUCAAGCCCACAAGUUUAGUUCAAAGCAGUAUUCAACGAUUUCAAGAGAAGUUUUUUAUUUUUGCUCUGACCCCUCAACAAGUUAGAGAGAUAUGCAUAUCCAGGGAUUUUUUACCAGGUGGUAGGAGAGAUUAUACAGUCCAAGUUCAGCUGAGACUUUGCUUGGCAGAGACAAGUUGCCCUCAAGAAGAUAACUAUCCCAAUAGUCUAUGUAUAAAAGUAAAUGGGAAGCUUUUUCCUUUGCCUGGCUACGCACCACCACCUAAAAAUGGGAUUGAACAGAAGCGUCCUGGACGCCCUUUGAAUAUUACAUCUUUAGUUAGGUUGUCUUCAGCUGUGCCAAACCAGAUUUCCAUUUCUUGGGCAUCAGAAAUUGGAAAGAAUUACUCCAUGUCUGUAUAUCUUGUACGACAGCUCACAUCAGCCAUGUUAUUACAGAGAUUAAAAAUGAAAGGUAUUAGAAACCCUGAUCAUUCCAGAGCACUAAUUAAAGAAAAACUUACUGCAGAUCCUGAUAGUGAAAUUGCUACAACUAGCCUUCGAGUAUCCUUGAUGUGCCCUUUAGGGAAGAUGAGGCUGACAAUCCCAUGCCGAGCAGUGACUUGUACACAUCUACAGUGUUUUGAUGCUGCCCUUUAUCUGCAAAUGAAUGAGAAGAAGCCCACCUGGAUUUGUCCCGUGUGUGAUAAAAAAGCUGCCUAUGAAAGUCUAAUUUUAGAUGGGCUUUUUAUGGAAAUUCUCAGUGACUGUUCUGAUGUGGAUGAGAUCAAAUUCCAAGAAGAUGGCUCUUGGUGUCCAAUGAGACCGAAGAAAGAAGCUAUGAAAGUAUCCAGCCAGCCGUGUACAAAAAUAGAAAGUUCAAGUGUCCUCAGUAAGCCUUGUUCAGUGACUAUAGCCAAUGAGGCAAGCAAGAAGAAAGUGGAUGUUAUUGACCUAACAAUAGAAAGCUCUUCUGAUGAAGAGGAAGACCCUCCUGCCAAAAGGAAGUGCAUCUUUAUGUCAGAAACACAAAGCAGCCCAACCAAAGGGGUUCUCAUGUAUCAGCCAUCUUCUGUAAGGGUGCCCAGUGUGACUUCGGUUGAUCCUGCUGCUAUUCCGCCUUCAUUAACAGACUACUCAGUACCAUUCCACCACACGCCAAUAUCAAGCAUGUCAUCAGAUUUGCCAGGUUUGGAUUUUCUUUCCCUUAUUCCAGUUGAUCCCCAGCAGUACUGUCCUCCUAUGUUUUUGGAUAGUCUCACCUCACCCUUAACAGCAAGCAGUACGUCUGUCACCACCACCAGCCCCCAUGAGAGCAGUACUCAUGUUAGUUCAUCCAGCAGCAGGAGUGAGACAGGGGUCAUAACCAGCAGUGGAAGUAACAUUCCUGACAUCAUCUCAUUGGAUUAAAGGAGGACUCACUCGAUUCUAGGAAUCAUUCAUCAAAACUGCUCUUUCUUGGAUCUCUGGUCCGUGGAAGCUAUUUUUUUGAUAACAGUUACUUUGAUAUUUAUUGAAAUGUCAAAUGGAUUCUUCUGCUUUCUGAGACAUGAACACAGAUGACUGCAGCAAGAACCAAAUGACACGCAGGCUUUUCUCAUUCAUGCUGUACUCUGAGCAUCAGGUGUGUUCAGCCAUAACUGUAUCUUCUUGGGAGACGGAUUUCAGUUUCAUGCUACUGGAUGGAUUCUACAAAUCAGUUAAACAUUUUUUUUGUUGUAAUAAACAGCAAUAAAAUUAUGUAAAUGUUCAAGUAAACUUUUUCUAAUUAAAAAAAAAGGUGUAAUCAAUGAUUCUAAAAUGACAGCAACUUUUGUUUAACCUGGUGUGAAGGAAAAAUAUAUGGAAAGAAGUUAUGUUUGCCAAAUGAGUCAUUUCCACGGAGAUUUUUCUAUUUCGUUGAACUGAUGACGUCUUGAUAAGUGGCCAAAGCUUGGGUUCCACUCUUCUUCCCGAUUCCAUCAGAGAAAAGUGGCCUUUGUGUUAUGCAUUUUUCCCUGGUUGUCAUUUACACUUUGAUAUCAUUUGCUACUGAAUGCAGAGAGAAGUUCUAGGAUCUGGCUGCUCUUCAUCAGCAAGUACGUUGAACACUACGCAGAUUCUAUCCUGACAUCUUGUGUGUUAUUUUUGGUAAUUGAACAUUCUCAUUCUAGAGAUUUCUAUAAAUUUGUGGCUUGCCAUCUCAAAAAAAUUCUGUGCAGCUGUUGAAGGAAAUGUUUUUGGAGCAGGGUAACUGGAAUGUUGUUCAUACUGUCCAGAAAUAUUGAGAGCUUGGAGGCAGUGGAAGAACCAAUUUAGGGGCGCUGGGAAUAAAGAAGUUUAAUUUGUUCCUAAGAACUUCUUUUGCUCAUUUACUUUAUAGAAUAGUCAAAUCUUCGUUGAAACUUUCCAGAUUUUAGUAACACUGACCAAGAAAAUAGGUUUUAGAUAUCUGAUUAUAUUUAAAGAAAAAGCAAGUAGCAAGAGAUAGGGACAUCAGAUUUCCUUUUCCUUUUCCUUUUUUAAAAGAAAACUUUCUUCAAACCACAAAAGACAAAACAGAAAUGUUUGAAUUUAAGCAAGGAAGAGAUUAGAAGGAUAGGUCUGAACCCCACUUUAAAACGAUUUUCUUUUGCUUUGGUUGGCUUCCUAAAUAAUUUUCAAGUUCUCAAGGAGUUACUACUUCCCCAGUGUUUAACUUUCUCUGCCUAAGCUAUCUCUACUUUAAAGAUAAAGCCCUUUUUGUAAAAUGAGUUAUCCGAUUCUUAAGCUGAAGUGCCCAAAUGAAGAGCAUGGAUUUCAUUGAGAACAGGGAAGCAUUACUUCAGGGUUGGGACAGCUCCGGGGAGCUGACUUGUCAGUGCUCAGUUUUUACACCUCCUUAAGUUUUCAUGGCCUCUGUGCACCUUUUGCACUGAUUUAAGAUCACGUGAUUUUCUGUACCAUCCCUCCUUUGGCUACAUCAUCCCCUUAAUGUAUUACCCUUUUUGGAGAGCUGCUUAUUAUUCAAAUGUGGAAAAUAAACUUCUUGCAGUAGUUGCGCCAUAGUUGCCUGUUCUAUCUUGUCAUUAGAUCUCCAACCCAUGUUACAGUCCUUUAGUCCAGAUACAGAAUUUCUUCAUAGUAAAGUUUUAUGUUGCUGCUUUAAAUACAAUUUCUGUUAACUCUGUAAUCAGACAGAAAAAGUAACCUGAUUUGUGUGGUAUAAUUUGUUAAUAAAGAAAUGAUGUAUA
Molecule: messenger RNA, 3665 nt
Organism: Miniopterus natalensis
Lineage: Eukaryota; Metazoa; Chordata; Mammalia; Chiroptera; Miniopteridae
Source: RefSeq, a predicted model, not a curated record